GAGACCUGCCGCUGAUGCUACUAAGCGUUCGGUAUAGGCACGCUUCAAUAACCUCUUCUCCUGCAUCUCUCUCACUACAACAGCUGACCGUCUGGAGCCGGAGCCGCUUGGAAUACGCUUAACAUUUAAAUUAUAACGGACUGCAUGGACAUACUAUUAUACAAAUGUUGGCCUAUUCAAGUAUAUUUAUUUGUUCGUGUGCUAUUUGAAGCCAGCAAACUCUCCGAGAUGUACAUAACCAUUUUGUUUUAAAUCGAAAUUGGCCUUAAGCAAAAAGCAGAAAAUUCUAAUUCCUGCCAACUCUCAGUUUGUCCAUUGCAAAAAAAAGAGCUUGUCGACAUCAAUAGGGUUUAUUUUAGAUUAAAUAGUCUAAGGCAAAAAGUAACUUGGUUUCAAAAAUAUAUAUUUUGCUUUUCGGAGGCACAUCAGAUUCCUUUCUCACAAUGGCCGAUGCUAGCGCAGAAUGUAACAUCAAGGUGCUAUGUCGCUUCCGUCCUCUGAAUCAGUCCGAAAUUAUCCGUGGAGACAAAUUCAUCCCCUUGUUCCAAGGAGAUGACACCGUCAGUAUCGCGGGGAAGUCCUAUGUGUUUGACCGGGUGUUCCCCACCAACACAACACAGGAACAGGUGUACAACACCUGCGCCAAACAGAUAGUCAAAGAUGUACUCGGGGGAUACAAUGGCACCAUCUUCGCCUAUGGACAGACCUCCUCUGGAAAAACACACACCAUGGAGGGCAAGCUGCAUGACCCUCAUGGGAUGGGAAUCAUCCCUAGAAUUGCAGAGGACAUCUUCAAUCACAUAUUCGCAAUGGAUGAAAACCUUGAGUUCCACAUCAAGGUGUCCUAUUUUGAAAUAUACAUGGACAAAAUCAGAGAUCUUCUGGAUGUGACUAAAACCAAUCUGGCAGUGCAUGAGGACAAGAACAGGGUUCCAUAUGUGAAGGGCUGUACUGAGCGCUUUGUCUCCAGCCCAGAGGAGGUGAUGGAUGUUAUUGAUGAAGGAAAAGCCAACCGCCAUGUUGCUGUCACCAAUAUGAAUGAGCACAGCUCCAGGAGUCACAGUAUCUUCCUGAUCAACAUCAAGCAGGAGCACGUGGAGACAGAACAAAAACUGUGUGGGAAGCUCUACCUGGUGGACCUGGCAGGGAGUGAGAAGGUCAGUAAGACAGGAGCAGAGGGAGCUGUGCUGGAUGAAGCUAAGAACAUCAACAAGUCUCUAUCUUCUCUAGGAAACGUCAUCUCUGCUCUGGCCGAGGGAACCAAGACCCAUGUGCCAUACCGUGACAGUAAGAUGACCCGUAUCCUGCAGGACUCUCUAGGGGGGAACUGCAGGACCACCAUGUUCAUCUGCUGCUCUCCAUCCAGCUACAACGACCAGGAGACCAAGUCCACACUCAUGUUUGGACAACGAGCUAAGACGAUCAGGAACACAGCGUCAGUGAAUCUGGAGCUGACGGCAGAACAGUGGAAGAAGAAGUAUGAGAAGGAGAAGGAGAAGAACAGGAUGAUGAAUGAGACGGUACAGAGGCUGGAGUCUGAGCUUAACAGGUGGAUGAAUGAUGAGGAGGACUCAGAGCUGGAUCAGUUGUGUCCUGGUGCUGUGCCUCUUGAGUGUCUGAUACCCAGAGAAGACAGUCUGGGUCGGCUCCCCAGAGAAGAGAGCUCCUCCUCCGGUCUGAGUCGGCUGCCUAGAGAAGACAGUUCCUCCUCUAUAGUGAUCAGGAUUUCAGAGGAGGAAAGACAGAAGUAUGAGGAGGAGAUACGCAAGCUCUACAAGCAGCUGGACGACAAGGAUGAUGAGAUCAACCAGCAGAGUCAGCUGGCGGAGAAGCUGAAGGAGCAGAUGCUGGACCAGGAAGAGCUCCUGGUCUCCUCCCGUGGGGACAGUGAGAAGGUGUCAUCAGAACUGGGCAGACUACAGAUGGAGAGUGACAUUGCCAAGGCGGAGGUGAAGGAGGUUCUACAGGCCUUAGAGGAGCUUGCUGUUAACUACGACGAGAAGUGCCAGGAGGUGGAGGAUAAGAGUCUACAGAACAAACUACUGGCUGAGGAACUGGCCAAGAAAAUGGCCCACCUGAUGCGAAUUGAGGCGGAGCUGUCUCGUCUACAGGAAGUGAGCAGUCAUCAGAGGAAACGCAUCGCUGAGGUUCUCAACGGCCUAAUGAGGGACCUCUCUGAGUUUAGUGCCAUUGUAGGCAACAAAGACAUCAAACUGCCGAUGGAAAUAACAGGUGCGAUCGAGGAGGAGUUUACGGUGGCACGUCUCUACAUCAGUAAGAUCAAGUCGGAGGUCAAGUCCAUGGUGAAACGCUGUCGUCAGCUGGAGAACCUUCAGAUGGAGUGUCAUAGGAAGAUGGAGGAGACGGGAAGAGAGCUGUCCUCCUGCCAACUCCUCAUCUCACAGCAUGAGGCGAAGAUCCACUCCCUGACAGAGUACAUGCAGAACAUAGAGCUGAAGAAUAGACAGCUGGAGGAUAACUAUGACUCUCUGAGUGAAGAGCUGGCCAAACUCCAUGCCCAAGAGAGCAUGUCAGAGGUGACAAAGGGAGAGAACCAGGCGGACAUUGAAGAGUCUGCUGAUGUUAAGAGGGCUCUGGUGCAGCAGAUGGAGUCUCCCCGUGAGACGCACCACAAGCAACUGGGACGUCUCCGAGACGACAUCAACGAGAAACAGAAGAUCAUUGACGACCUCACUGAUCGCAACCAUCGUCUUCAUCUGGAGUUGGAGCGGCUGAGGAGCGACUUUGACCGUCUUAGGAGUCAGGAGCACCACAAGACACUGCAACUGGAGGAGCUGACAUUUAUUCAUGAGCGCCACGAGCAGUCAAAGCAGGACCUUAAAGGACUGGAAGAGACUGUGGCCCGUGAACUCCAGACCCUGCACAACCUGCGGAAGCUUUUUGUUCAAGACCUCACAACUCGAGUCAAAAGGGUACGUGAGUAAAGGACGAAGAGAGGGAGUAAAGGAGGGAGAGGAAGACUCCAAGCAGAGAUCUUACCGCUCAGAUUUUUUUUAAAACAUGACUUAAAAAACAUCAGCUUAUGUUAUGCAAUAUUAACCAGUUAAAAACAGUUAUGUAGCAAUGAGGUUUGUGCAGUAGGCCCAAUACAUUAUCUCUGUAUAUUGGCUAAGCUUGAAUUGCCCUGUCAAUGUUGUUCUUCACAGACCAUUUUUUUAUUAUAUCAUUUUUUUUAGGUGUAUGAUCACACUGUAUAAUUUGUUGUAUUACACUGAACAAAAUAUUCUGUAAGUGCAACAUGCAACAAUUUCAAAGAUUUUACUGAGUUACCGUUCAUAUAAGAAAAUAUGUCAAUUGACAUUAAUUCAUUAGGCCGUAAUCAAUGGAUUUCACAUGACUGGGAAUACAGAUAAACAUAUGUUUGUCACAGUGCGUAUGCACUCCUCUUCAAUGUCUUUGCAAAGUUGCUCGAUAUUCGUGGAAACUGGCACAUUUUCAGCUUCCAGGGAUUGUGUACAGUCCCUUGCGACAUGGGGCGGUGCAUUAUUAUUCUGAAACACGAGGUGAUGGC
Molecule: messenger RNA, 3532 nt
Organism: Oncorhynchus gorbuscha (pink salmon)
Lineage: Eukaryota; Metazoa; Chordata; Actinopteri; Salmoniformes; Salmonidae
Product: kinesin heavy chain-like
Exons: 23
Coding region: 444-2945 (833 amino acids)
Biological process (GO): microtubule-based movement
Molecular function (GO): ATP binding; microtubule motor activity; microtubule binding
Source: RefSeq, a predicted model, not a curated record